AAUCAUUUUAAAUUCGGGGUUUCUUCUUCUUAUACACAGAACUAUCCUAAAUUUCUCCGCCUCCUUUUCAUCUUCUCUUUCUCGUCCCCUUUUAGGGCUACAGACACAAUAGAAAUCUAUCAUGGCUUCCUCCUUCGCGUCGCAAAUUCACUCUCUGGGCAACGUUUCGUUUAGUCCCAGAAGAAAUGUAAAUUAUAAAUCAGUCUCACCGAGAACUGCGUUUCUGGGUCAAACGGUUGGGAGAAAAGCACAAUUUGGCCUACCAAACGCAGCUUUUUUGAAUCUGAACAAUCACGCGAGACGGGUGCAUAACGUGGGGCCCGUGAAAGUCGUGAAUGAGAAGGUGGUGGGGAUCGAUUUGGGGACGACGAACUCGGCUGUGGCGGCGAUGGAAGGAGGGAAGCCGACGAUAGUGACGAAUGCGGAGGGUCAGAGAACGACGCCUUCUGUGGUGGCGUAUACGAAGAACGGGGAUAGAUUGGUUGGUCAAAUUGCGAAACGGCAGGCCGUUGUGAACCCGGAAAAUACUUUCUUUUCGGUGAAGAGGUUUAUUGGGAGGAAGAUGACGGAGGUGAAUGAGGAGUCGAAGCAGGUGAGUUAUAAAGUUGUGAGAGAUGAGAAUGGAAAUGUGAAGUUGGAGUGUUCUGCUGUUGGGAAGCAGUUUGCCGCGGAGGAGAUUUCAGCUCAGGUUUUGAGGAAGCUUGUGAAUGAUGCAUCGAAGUUUUUAAAUGAUAAAGUGACUAAAGCUGUGGUUACAGUCCCUGCUUACUUCAAUGACUCACAGAGGACAGCAACAAAGGAUGCUGGUCGUAUUGCUGGCUUAGAAGUUCUUCGUAUCAUCAAUGAGCCUACUGCUGCUUCACUAGCAUAUGGAUUUGAAAAGAAAAACAACGAGACUAUCCUAGUGUUUGAUCUUGGUGGUGGCACUUUUGAUGUUUCAGUGCUUGAGGUUGGUGAUGGAGUGUUUGAAGUGCUGUCUACAUCAGGAGAUACACAUCUGGGUGGGGAUGACUUUGAUAAGAGGAUUGUUGAUUGGCUUGCUGCAAACUUCAAGAGAGACGAAGGCAUGGACCUUUUGAAGGACAAACAAGCUCUUCAACGGCUAACUGAGACCGCUGAGAAAGCCAAAAUGGAGUUAUCAUCUUUGACUCAGACAAACAUCAGUUUGCCUUUCAUCACUGCUACUGCAGAUGGUCCUAAACAUAUAGAGACCACCAUUACUAGGGCCAAGUUUGAGGAAUUGUGUUCAAAUCUCCUUGACAGGCUCAAGAAACCAGUUGAAAACGCCUUGAGUGAUGCAAAACUUUCCUUCAACGAUCUGGAUGAGGUGAUCCUUGUUGGUGGAUCAACACGUAUUCCUGCUGUUCAGGCUUUGGUGAAGAAGAUGACUGGAAAGGAACCCAAUGUUACUGUCAAUCCUGAUGAAGUAGUUGCUCUAGGGGCUGCAGUUCAGGCGGGUGUUCUGGCUGGAGAUGUUAGUGACAUUGUGCUUUUGGAUGUAACUCCGCUAUCUAUUGGUCUAGAAACUCUGGGUGGUGUUAUGACCAAAGUAAUUCCAAGAAAUACCACUCUACCCACCUCCAAAUCAGAGAUUUUCUCGACAGCUGCAGAUGGACAAACCAGUGUUGAAAUUAAUGUCCUUCAAGGUGAAAGGGAGUUUGUUAAGGACAACAAAACUCUAGGUAGAUUCCGUCUAGAUGGUAUCCCGCCGGCACCACGUGGGGUCCCCCAGAUUGACGUUAAGUUUGACAUUGAUGCCAAUGGUAUUCUCUCUGUCUCUGCCAUUGAUAAGGGCUCGGGCAAGAAGCAAGACAUCACCAUUACAGGUGCUAGCACCUUGCCCACAGAAGAGGUAGAGAAAAUGGUGCAAGAAGCUGAGAGGUUUGCACAGGAGGACAAGGAAAAGAGAGAUGCUAUAGACACAAAAAACCAGGCAGAUUCCGUCGUUCACCAGACUGAGAAGCAGCUGAAGGAGCUUGCAGACAAAGUUUCGGCUCCAGUCAAAGAGAAGGUUGAGGCAAAACUAAAGGAGCUCAAGGAUGCAAUUGCAACAGAGUCAACCAAAGCAAUGAAAGAUACCAUGGCUGCCCUUAAUCAAGAAGUCAUGCAACUUGGUCAGUCCCUUUACAACCAACCAGGUGCUGGACCUGCGCCCGGCACUGAAGCUGGACGAUCAGAUUCAUCAACCAAGGGACCUGAUGAUGAUGUCAUUGAUGCGGAUUUCACUGAGAGCAAUUGAGCAACUGCUCAGUCGUUUUUGCCUCUCUUGGUUAUGUGUAGAAGGAAUUUUAGUUUUUUGGGUUUUGGAUAUGGCUUGAGCUGUAUUUUUUGCUGUCACUUUUGUUUCAUGAGGAACAGAUUCAUAUUGUUUCUAGGAAAUAUACAGGAUGAUUUAGAGACCAAUAGAGAAAAUCCACAGUGGCAAAACUUGUUUCUUAUUUUUGUAUAAUUUUUUAUAUAAAUGUUAGUGAAAUAAUUAUACAUGCAGAAAAUAUUUUUGCAAGCAUAAA
Messenger RNA from Pistacia vera, 2510 nucleotides. RefSeq names its product stromal 70 kDa heat shock-related protein, chloroplastic-like. The transcript has 8 exons. Gene Ontology annotation, biological process: protein refolding; cellular response to unfolded protein. Lineage: Eukaryota; Viridiplantae; Streptophyta; Magnoliopsida; Sapindales; Anacardiaceae. Gene Ontology annotation, cellular component: cytoplasm; chloroplast. The coding region runs from base 122 to 2239 and encodes 705 amino acids. Gene Ontology annotation, molecular function: heat shock protein binding; ATP hydrolysis activity; ATP binding. The record is from RefSeq and is a predicted model, not a curated record.